Messenger RNA from Tinamus guttatus (white-throated tinamou), 1877 nucleotides. Lineage: Eukaryota; Metazoa; Chordata; Aves; Tinamiformes; Tinamidae. The record is from RefSeq and is a predicted model, not a curated record.
AUGCAGAGCCGGUGGGAGGCUGCCGAGCGCUCGCGAAGCCGGCGGCUCCGCCGUGUCCGCCCGCGGCUCCCCUCACUCCCUCGAGGAAGGUCUGUGUUGGAAGAGGCCUUGGACCAGCCUGACAACUAUGAGUACUACGAUGAGUACACAGAGCCAGAAGGGGAGCCCCUCCAGAGUGAAUAUGCGAAGGAUCCCGACUGGUUUGAGGAAAUGUUUGGCUACAGUAGUGCUAGAAAAGAUCCCUGUUCCUCCAAUCCCUGCAAGAAUGAUGGCUGGUGUGAAAAAAAAGGAAGUCAUUUCAGCUGCCACUGCCCCCAGCCAUACACCGGCACCACGUGUGAGAAAGUGAAAGACACGUGUCUGGAGAAGAGGUGCGUCAGAGGAGACUGCCUCAUUACCUUAACCUCACCUUACUUCCAGUGCAGCUGCAGCCACCCCUACAAAUUGCCUGACUGCCGCCGAGCAUCUUCACCAUGCAGGCCAAAUCCAUGUAAAAAUGGAGGUAUCUGUAUACGGCACAGAAUCAGAUCAAAAUUCAGCUGUGAAUGUCCUGAACCAUUUAGAGGGAGAACCUGUGAAAUUGGACUGGAUGAUUGCUAUGAAGAGGGCUCCCUCCAGUACAGGGGAAAAGUGAACCAAGCAGUGAAUGGAAAGACUUGCCUGCACUGGAAUUCCCACAUUCUCUUGGACUACCCCAUUAAUGCAUUUAUGAAGGAUGCUGACUCUUAUGGCAUUGGUGAACAUAACUUCUGCAGGAAUCCCGAUGGCGAUGAAAAACCCUGGUGCUACAUCAAAAACAAUAACAAAGUGGAUUGGGACUUCUGUGACGUUUCACCCUGCUCAGGAACAGCUGAAGAGAUCCCAGAAGAAACAGAGAGCCCAACUGACCCACCUGUGUCAAAUGAAGAAUUCAAAACAUGUGGACAAGUAGAAAGUCAAAGGCCACUCAAGAGGAUCUAUGGUGGAGCCAAGACUAAAGCUGGCAAACACCCAUGGAUGGUAUCUCUACAGAAAAAGACUUCCAGGAGGGGCAGGCAUUUCUGUGGUGGAGUGCUAAUUAAACCAUGCUGGGUUCUUACUGCUGGACAUUGCAUUGAAUUCUCAGCAGAACAUCUCCAAGUGGCCCUUGGAAAGCAAGACCUCAAGAAGAGAGAGCCUCAAGAGCAAAUAUUUGAUGUGGAGAAGACCAUUGUACAUUACAAAUACAAAGAAACAGACGGUGUCCAAUACAAUGAUAUUGCACUCCUGAAGCUGAAGCCAAUUGAUGGUCACUGUGCUGUGGAAACGAAGUAUGUGAAAACAGCGUGUUUGCCUAACUUUGACUUUCCUGAUGGCACUGACUGCUUCAUUUCAGGAUGGGGUGCCACAGAGACAGAUGAAGAAUCCCAUCAGCUGCUAGAUGCCAAUGUCAAGUUGAUUUCGCAGAGGCAGUGCAACGCGCCAAGAGCAUACGAUCACAUCCUGGAUGAAAGCAUGUUCUGCGCAGGGAAUCUUCAGAGGUCUGGAAUUGAUUCCUGUCAGGGAGAUUCUGGAGGCCCACUAACUUGUGUAGAAAAUGGUUCCUACUAUGUGUACGGCCUUGUGAGCUGGGGAGAUGAGUGUGGUUUGAAAAACAAGCCAGGAGUCUAUACUCAGGUGACAAGAUUUCUCAGUUGGGUUAAAUCCAGAAUUCGGUCCGAGUCAAGGUCGCUUCAUUAGGAGACUGCCUUUGGAACAGCAAAUGAAUUUCUGAAGCAUCAGGGUUCACUGUAACUUGCUGACAUCCAUCUGUCUCCGACUGGUUCUGUAAUAUUAAACCCAACCAAAUUGUGAGGACAGCCAGUGGAUAGGAGGUUUUAAUUGCUUUAUUAUUCUGUAAAAAUAUUUAUAAAUUAAAA